UCACAGACGUCCUGACAAGCGCCUGACAAGAUGAAGUGGCUCCUCAUUACACUCGCCUGCAUUCAGCUCUCUGAAUGUUUAGUCAGGGUUCCCUUGAGGAAAGAUAAAUCUACCCGCCAAGUUCUUAAAGAACGUGGGCUUCUCGAGGAAUUUCUGAAGAACAACCAUUACAAUCCAUAUUCCAAAUAUGCAGGGCCCUUCAACACCCAGUCCAUGGCUACAGAGCCUCUUUUAAAUUAUAUUGACAUGUCUUAUUUUGGAACAAUCAGCAUUGGAACCCCACCACAGAGCUUCACCGUCAUCUUUGACACUGGUUCAUCCAAUCUUUGGAUCGCAUCAGUUUACUGCAGCAGCCAAUCAUGCAAAAACCACAAGAAAUUUGCACCAAGCAAAUCAUCAACUUAUCAGGCAACAAACCAACCACUUUCCAUUCAGUACGGUUCCGGCAGUAUGACUGGGAUCCUGGGCUAUGACACAGUCACUGUAUCAAGCAUAAGUGUCAAACACCAGGAAUUUGGGUUAAGUAAGACUGAGCCUGGACGCUCAUUCUCCAAUUCUCUAUUUGAUGGGAUCCUGGGGCUGGCCUAUCCAAGCAUUGCAUCAUCUGGCGCCACACCCGUGUUUGAUAACAUGAUGUCUCAGGACCUAGUGAGUCAGGACCUGUUUGCUUUUUACCUGACCAGACAGCCUGGUGGGUCCGGAAGUGAAGUUGUAUUUGGUGGAGUCGAUCCAAACCACUACACAGGUCAAAUUAACUGGGUGCCCGUCACUCAACAAAGCUACUGGCAAAUCAGCUUGGACAGUGUGUCAAUCAAUGGGGAGGUUGUGGCCUGUAGUGAAGGCUGUCAGGCCAUCGUUGACACUGGUACUUCUCUGCUCACUGGCCCCAGUGAAUCCAUCAGCAUUAUCCAGCUAAUGAUCGGUGCAACUGAAGGAUACGGAGGCCUGUCCUCCAUCAACUGUAACAAUUUGCCCUCCAUGCCUGAUGUAGUCUUCACAAUCAAUGGAAUUGACUAUCCCCUUACUCCAUCUGAAUACACACUCCAGGAUCAAGGUACUUGCAUAAGUGGAUUUGAUGGCAUGUAUCUUCCAAGCGCUUCUGGAGGCCUCUGGAUUCUGGGAGAUGUCUUCAUUGGACCAUAUUAUUCCAUCUUUGACAGAGGAAACAAUCGUAUGGGCUUCGCCAAAUCUACCUAGUUUAGUCUUCCAGGA
Molecule: messenger RNA, 1212 nt
Organism: Carcharodon carcharias (great white shark)
Lineage: Eukaryota; Metazoa; Chordata; Chondrichthyes; Lamniformes; Lamnidae
Product: pepsin A-like
Exons: 9
Coding region: 31-1197 (388 amino acids)
Biological process (GO): proteolysis
Molecular function (GO): aspartic-type endopeptidase activity
Source: RefSeq, a predicted model, not a curated record